This is a messenger RNA of Entrophospora candida, 1953 nucleotides long. NCBI's taxonomy places the organism in Eukaryota, Fungi, Glomeromycota, Glomeromycetes, Entrophosporales, Entrophosporaceae. The record is from the annotation of a GenBank genome assembly.
AUGAAUACCCUAUCAAAAUACUUACUCGAAAGAUAUCCCACUUCCGAAGAAAAACAAAAAGUUAAAGAAAUCACUAUCGCUAAUCUGACCCAAAAUUUAGAAGGCGGAGAAUUAGAUUUAUCAGCUUUCACCAGCCUAGAAAAGUUAGAGAUAGACCAAAAUUUCUUAACUACCCCUUUAACUAAGAUAAACACUAACGGACUAACUAAUUUAAAAGAGUUAAUUUUGCUAGAAAAGAAGAUAGAAAGCGAAGCAGAUAAAAAAUUAUACGAAGAAUUAGGAAUUAGUGAGGAGUGGGAAAAGAAAAAAGUAGUCCAAGAAAUUCAGAAAUUAGCCGAAAGCAAAGGAAUUAAAAUAAACUUUAAAGAAAAAACCGAAGACAGCAUUUUUAUCUCUCUAGACCAAAAAGAUAAACAAAAAUUAGAAUGGACCAAGGAUAAUCUAAAUGAAGACUAUCAAAAGGAUUUCGAAGCCUUAUUAAACCCUUCUACUUUUCCUACUGAAAGACUGGAAAUAAAAGAGUUAUUAAGCAUUUAUUACUCUAACUCAGAAAAUAUUGCUGAUAGCCAAGAAAAUAAAGUUUCAACUGAAAUUUUAGAGUUAGUUAGUCAAGAAUUAAGUAAAAAUUCGAAAUUUAAAGCGAAAAUUAAUGAACUGAUUACUACCACCCCUUUAAAAUUAGAGGUUGAAUAUCUAAAGGGAAAGCAAGACCAAUUGCCUACUGCUGAAAACUUUGAUAAACUAACUAGACAAAAAGAACUUAAUCAGAAUUUAGCCGGUAGUUUAGACCUAAGUUACUUUACUAAAUUAGAAGAACUGAAUUGCACUAAUAAUUCUUUAACUGGUUUAGUCUUAUUCGACUGUCCUAAUUUAAAGAGAUUACAAGCGGAUAAAGGAGUAUCUAUUUAUGCUUUGAAAGGCACUAAAGACUUGUUAAUGAAUAAUUUAAAAAAAGAGCAAAACCAGAAAAAGAAGCAAGUAAAAUUUACUGGCGAUUUAACUAUCCAAGAUUAUCCUCAAUUGAAAGUAAUUAGUUUCUCUAAUCACGAACUAACUUCUUUAACUAUCAUCAAUUGCCCUAAUCUAAAAGAAGUUAAUGCUCGCCGUAAUCAAUUAACCAAAUUAGAAAUCCGAGGGGAUAACCAAAUUACUGAACUAUUUGUCGGGCAGAACCAAUUAGAAAGUUUAAAUCUAACUAAUUGUUCUAAACUGAAAAAACUAAUAAUCCCUGAUAAUCCUUUGCUAAGUAAAUUAGAGGGAUUAAACUUAUCCGAAAUUAAAGAAAUGAAUAUUAAUAAUACCUUAGUAAACCUUGCUGAGGAUUACGAAAAAUUAAAAACGGAAAAACAAAAAGCAGUAGAAGAUCUUAAAAUUUUAAAAGAAGCAGCGGAAGAAAAAGGUUUUAGUCUAACCCAGGCUAUUCAAAAUAGUAUUCAGGCUGAUGAAGCUUUACAAAGUUUAUGUAAAAAAACAGAAAAAGAUUAUCGUGGCAAAAUCCCUCGCUCAGAUUUUAUCGAAAAGAUAAAAGAACUAGCCUUAGAAAUUGAAAACAAAACCCAACUUUUAACUAAACAAGAAACUAACAAUAAGGAAUUAGAAACAGAGUUGUCGGAGACCCAAACAAACUUAAAAACUUCGCAAACUGAAUUAACUAAUCGCGACCAAAUUAUUAAAGAAAGAAAUGGCGAGAUUAAUAAUUUAAAAACUAAUCUUGACAGUUUUAACGAAAAAAAUAACUCCUUAUUAGAAAACAUAAGCAAAUUAGAAGAAAAAAACGAAGAGCAAUACAAAACUAUUGAAGACUUACAAAAUCAAGCAAAAAUCAAAGAGGAAGAACUACAAACUUUACAAUCUAGACCAAAUAUUACCGAACAAAAUUAUCAAGAACUUUUAAAUAACCAAGAAAAACAUUCUGAAAAGGAUUUAAAACCGACUAAUUUACCAGAUGAUUGA